Molecule: messenger RNA, 4480 nt
Organism: Amborella trichopoda
Lineage: Eukaryota; Viridiplantae; Streptophyta; Magnoliopsida; Amborellales; Amborellaceae
Product: dentin sialophosphoprotein-like protein
Source: RefSeq, a predicted model, not a curated record
CAACCCUUUCAAGUUUAAUCCUUGCAAGCGUGAGGAGAGAGAAACUCUACUGUAUUCCUAGAGAGAGAGAGAGAGAGCUCUGUCUCUCGCAAGUUCAAAUGCCAAAAUAGCCUCCACAGCUGCAAGCAAUCCGAGAGAGAGAGAGAGAGAGAGAGAGAGAUGUUUGGGAAAUUUGGGCGAGGGGGAGGAAUGGGCAGGGGGCAACCGAAGCGCAUGAUAAUGGCUCCUCCUCCCCAUAAUUCACUGAGACCUACUUCCUCAAGGCCCCCUGGCUCGGCAACUCUCCCUCGACGCUCAGCCAUUACAGGACCUCAACCUCCCGCUCCCUCUUCUUCGGCCAUGGAAGAGAACUUUAGUCUUGUAAAGAGCGAAGACUCUCUCCCCUUUGGUAUGCUUAUUCGCCUUGCUCCUGACCUUGUGGAGGAGAUUAAGAGAGUCGAAGCUCUAGGUGGAACUGCAAGAAUCAAAUUUGAGCCCAAUAAUAACAACCCUUCUGAAAGUGUUAUUGAUGUUGGAGGCAAGGACUUCAGAUUUACAUGGGCUCGAGAGCCAGAGGACAAUUGUGACAUUUAUGAAGAAAGUCGAAAUGGUGAGGAUGGAAAUGGUUUGCUUGUUGAAUCUGGGUCUGUUUGGCGUAAGCUGAAUGUGCAGCGUAUAUUGGACGAGUCUACGAGGGACCAUGUGAAAAUGCGGUCUGAAGAAGCUGAACGCAAGUCGAAAUCUCGAAAGUCCAUUGUGUUAGACCAUGGGAACCCAUCAGUCAAGAACCAGGCUAAGCCAUCAGUUGCUGCUCCAGCUAACUCACGGAGGACACCUUUCAAUAAAAAGAACGAUUUUGUAUCUAAGAAGCCGAAAGCUGAGGUCAGUCCAGUCACACCUGCUUCUCUUCCUAAAUCUGUUCCAAAACCUGCAGCACCUUUGAAUUCAACUGUUGCUGCAAAGAGUAGGUCCUUAUUGUCACCUGCACCAUCUUCACCUGAGCAAAACACCAUUCCACUUCAAGCUUCUGCAACUCCCCCUGGUGUUGGGUUUGGAGUAUCAGGACAAGCACUUGGCCAUGAUGUUGCUGCUCCCCAUGUUAUAAGUAAACACGAAGCUACUAUUCCUGAGAAAGAGAUGCUUGCUAAGCCUUCUAAACCUGCUACCCAAGAAGCAGGUCAUAAGGCUGGUUUGGGUACUUCACCAAUGGAUCUUCGAAACAUUUUGAUCACGAUACUCAUGGAGAAUCCCAAGGGAAUGAGCUUAAAGGUCCUGGAAAAAGCUGUUGGAGAGGCUUUUCCUAACUCCGGAAGGAAGAUAGAGACUGUCAUUAAAUCAAUUGCGACUUACCAGGCUCCUGGAAGGUAUCUUCUAAAGGAUGGUGUGGAAAAGGAUACCUCUACAAAACCUUCAUCAGAUAUUGGAAGUUCGCCCGAGUCGUUACACAUUCAAACACCAAUUGCAGAACCUGAAAGUAUGGCAAAGCUUUCAACUGAAGAACCUGAGAAACAUGAUCAAUUGAGCUCGAAGGUAGGAGAACAACCAAAUGCUUUGGAAGAGAGAGAAACACACAGUGUAUCACCUGAUGAAGUUGGCGACAAUAAAAAGAUGACCAACAGUGAAGGAACUGGGGGCAGCAGUUCCAGUGAUAGUGAUAGCGAGAGUGAAAGUGCUAGUAGUGACAGUGGAAGCGAUAGUGGGAGCCACAGUAGGAGCAGAAGCAAAAGCCCAAGCCCUGCUGGAAGUGGAAGUCCAAGUACCAGUGAUAGUGAGAGUGAUGGAACAAGCAGUAGCAGCGAGGAACCUGAUGUUGAUGUUGAUAUCAUGAGUGAUGAAGGGGAAGCCGAUGAUAAAUUGGGUAUUCCUGUUCUAACUACGUCCACAUCUCCCAUUACCAGGAUAAGUCAUGAUGACGGGUUCGGUAGAGAUCAUGAUGGUGAGAAUAAAAAUGAUGGGUACCUCGAAACAAUGGAUAUAAAUUCUGAAGAUGUUGAAAUUUGCGACGAUGUGGCUGAUUUUACGAAAGCUUUGAGUCCCAAUGGCAAAAAUAAAACUUCUAGUGAUCACGAAACUGACAUGGCAGCUAAUACUAAUGUGAUUCCUCCUGUAACAGAUACAGAAUUGUUGGAACAAAAGGUGCCUUCUCACUCCCCGGAUCCAUACAAGCAGUUAGAUCGGGAAAGAGACUCUUAUGGUGGAAGGCUUGUGGCUGAUGUGGUCAAUGACAUGAGAGAAACCAUGGCAAAGGAUGUUUCAGGCCAUGAUCUGCCGGGUAAUCUACAGAGAGCUUCUAAGGUGAAAUCCAAAAGGGGACCUGAUGUAAAGCAUGCCCAAGACAAUUCAGAAAAUUUGAAAAGAUCAAAGGCAGACGUGGAAACAGAGAAUAUAGCUCAGUCAUUGGUCCAUGAAAAAAGUAAGGAGACUUAUGUCUCUGAGAGACAACAUUUAAAAUCUCCUGCUAAGUUUGAGCCUGGCCCCAAUAAAAAGCAUCUCCAUUCUACACAAAUGGCUGAAAGUUUAAAUCGAGAUGGAAGUGCUGAACCAAGUGUGCGGGGUAGAAAGGCUCCUGAUAAUGUAGACGUAGCGGUCAGGAAUGCCUCUAAUUUUGGCAAAGGUAGUGGACAUGUUGAAAGAGGAUCAAUGACUUCUGAUACAACAGGAGCAUGUGCUUUAAAGAAUUCUAAUUUACAGCAUGAGAGAGCCCACAAUGAGAUACUAGAUGAAGAGAGAGAGGGUAGCAAAUUCUUCUCUACCAAAUCUAGCAGAGAGAAUAUCAUCGGGGAGCGGAUAUCCAUUGGCCAUGACCCACAAAACAAGAAAUCAAGUGAACAAACUGGAAAGAGAUCAAAAGAACAAUCAACUCAGUUUACUUUAACUGCCAUGCCCAAGGACAAUAGGAAAGAUGGGAAUAGGCGUGGCAGUGGAAAGGAAAGUUUCCUGAGGAGGGAGCUUUCUGAUUUGGAGUUGGGUGAAUUCCGGGAACCUGCGGUUGCUGAGGAGGCAAAGAAACAGCUUGAGAAAUCAAAUUCUUUCAAACUUUCACAAAGUAAAAGAAGUCCCACUGAUUUGGAUAGAUCAAAGGGGAGAAAUACUGGGAAAGUAGUUCAAGAGCCAAAGAGGCUCUCACCAAUGAACCAAGAAAAUGAGUUGGGUAAGAGAAUGCUUGAAGACGAGCAUUUAGAAUCUACAAACCCUCAUCAGAAUUUCAGACAUUCACAGGCUACACAAAGAGCAGACCUUGGUGAGUUUGAUUCUUCAUCUCAUUUGGACAAAUUUCUUGAGAAACCUGGUAGGGGGGAUAUACCUGAUAUGGAUCCAAGCCAUGGCAUGGCCUUGGAAAGCAAUUUCAAUGCUUCAAAGAAGAGAUCUUCAGGUCUAUCCAAUCAGCAAGAUGCUAAGGCUUGGAGCCAGGGCAUUCCCAAUAAUGUUCAGGGUAGCAAAUCCACGAAUACCAGUUCAAUGACUGGUUCAGGAGGGAAAAGGAAAGAGAGGUCGUGGAUGGAGCAUUGUAAUGGGAGUAAAAAGAGGAACUCUUUAUCAGAUGAUGAUAAAGUACUCUAUGCAAAGUAUGAGAAAGAUGAGCCAGAACUAAGAGGUCCAAUAAAAGAUGAUGCCCAGUACAAGGAGUAUACUAAAGAGUAUUCUGAAAAGCACAGUUGUUACUCCUCUUUAUACAAGCUUCUGGAGAGCGAAAGGGCUGACUUCGAGAAAUUUAGACGUGAUCUUGAGCAUGCAAAAGACAGAGAUAUGGAUUCGUAUAACAACAUCGUGGAGCGCAUAAUACAGUCUUAUCGUCUAUGCGGUCCGGGACAUAUACGGAUGAAGAAAGUAUUUAUUGUGCUUCACAAAGAGUUGCAGCUCCUGAGGCAGAGAAUAGAGGAAUAUGCAGCCACACAUACAUGAGCGGAUAUGAUUAAGGGGGAUUUAUUUCCUCUCGGACAUUUUAACAGUUGUGAUGAUCCAUAUUCCGUCAUGAUGAAUGAAAUCCUGCUCCCCUUCUUCAGUGACCAGGUUGAAUGACAUGGUGCCUCACAAUGUUUUUGUUUUUCUUUUGAGUGGGUAGGGUGCUGGAUUUUGAGAGAGAGAGAGAGACGCUAAAGGUGAUGCAUCUCCCAUUGCAGUUACAAAGAAUGAGGGAAGAAAAUGCUCCAAAUUAAUGAUUUCUUAGAAAUAUGCAGAACCAACUGUAAAUGGUUGACAGCAGAUGGGUUCAGUUCAAACUUCAAUGGAUACGAUGAGUUCGCACUGAGGGUGAAGAAGUAUCAUGAAGUCUGCCGGUCCUGGCUGAAGUUUUGCCAAUUUUUGUAAAUACUGUUUCCUACCAGGACGAAGGUUAUGAUUGGAGAGAGCUCAUUUCCACAACAUUUACGUGUACAUAAAUAAUUCUAAGUAGGCUUUCCUUUCGUAAUUUGUGUUGUAUCAAUUGGGAUUUGAGGCAAUUAACAGAGGAGCCCCAUGUUUUUUUCAAUGGCCGGGUCACUCCUGCGCCUACCUUUUGUUA